GGCGUCUUCGCGCAAUGGCCAAUAGGCGCUCACUGAAACUUUAGGUGUAGUAGGCUACUCUGCUAUUGCGGUGCGGCUGUCGAGGCUAUUUUAAAUAUUUAGUUUUGCCAGUACUGUCAUAAGAUAUGAUCCGAUUCACAGUCAGGGAGAUCCUACGGUUGCAGACCGUCCGGUAUUACUCGGGAGGGCUCAGAUCUGUUUAUCAUAAAACUUUAGACAGUGUAGAGCAGAUCCUGCCGCCGAAGUUAAGGCCAUUGUACAAUCAUCCAGCAGGUCCAAAGACAGUCUUCUUCUGGGCUCCAUGGGUUAAAUGGGGAUUGGUAGUUGCUGGCAUUUCUGACUUCACUCGCCCUGCAGAGAAACUCAGCACCUAUCAGUCUGCUGUGCUAACAGCCACAGGCUUCAUCUGGGCACGCUACUCCUUGGUUAUUAUCCCACGGGUCUGGAACCUCUUUGCUGUAAACUUUUUCCUUGGCCUUGCUGGCUCAGUUCAACUCAUCAGGAUUUGGAGGUAUAAUCAAGGACUAAAGCAGAACUAGAAGAAACAGAUCCAUGAGGAACCAAAGACUCCAUUAGAAAUGAGGGGGGAAAUCACAUGUUUGUGAUUAAGAGCAUACAUUCUCCAUUAAAACAAUUUUCUCAAAGAA
Sardina pilchardus (European sardine) is the source of this 647-nucleotide messenger RNA. RefSeq names its product mitochondrial pyruvate carrier 2-like. Lineage: Eukaryota; Metazoa; Chordata; Actinopteri; Clupeiformes; Clupeidae. Gene Ontology annotation, biological process: pyruvate import into mitochondria. The record is from RefSeq and is a predicted model, not a curated record. Gene Ontology annotation, cellular component: mitochondrial inner membrane. Bases 126 to 539 code for a protein of 137 amino acids. The transcript has 5 exons. Gene Ontology annotation, molecular function: pyruvate transmembrane transporter activity.